Molecule: messenger RNA, 600 nt
Organism: Schistosoma intercalatum
Lineage: Eukaryota; Metazoa; Platyhelminthes; Trematoda; Strigeidida; Schistosomatidae
Source: the annotation of a GenBank genome assembly
AUGAGUUUUAUUUGGGACUGGUUGUCUGGUUCUGUGUCAAAGGUUCUGAGUUAUCUCGGCUUAUGGCAAAAAAACGGAAAGCUGGUAUUUUUAGGGCUAGAUAAUGCUGGGAAGACAACAUUACUGCAUCGUCUGAAAGAUGAUCGCAUGGCUCAACAUGUUCCAACACUUCAUCCAACUUCUGAAGAAUUGUCGAUCGGUGGGAUGAGAUUUACAACAUUUGAUCUUGGUGGGCAUGAACAAGCAAGGCGCGUCUGGAAAAAUUACAUCCCAGCUGUUGAUGGCCUUGUCUUUAUGGUAGAUGCAUACGAUCGUAACAGAUUCUUGGAGUCAAAGAAGGAGUUGGACAAUCUCCUGCAGGAUGAGCAGAUAGCUCACGCUCCUAUUUUAAUACUCGGAAACAAAAUAGAUAAACCCGGUGCAGCUAGUGAGGAAGAAUUGCGGUAUUUCUUGGGGUUACAGGGAAUCACAACAGGAAAGGGUACCAUUAAUAAAACUCAAAUACCUACUGGGAGACCUAUUGAACUGUUCAUGUGCAGUAUAUUAAAACGGCAAGGGUAUGGUGAAGCGUUUAAUUGGCUUGCUCAAUAUCUUGAUUAA